Molecule: messenger RNA, 243 nt
Organism: Sporothrix schenckii 1099-18
Lineage: Eukaryota; Fungi; Ascomycota; Sordariomycetes; Ophiostomatales; Ophiostomataceae
Exons: 1
Coding region: 1-243 (80 amino acids)
Source: RefSeq, a predicted model, not a curated record
AUGUAUGACGACAUGUGCGAAGCAAGUGCAGCUGCGGCCGUUCCAGCGACUGCGCUGGGAUCGUCCGACGUCGCCGCAAUCGUUUCUGCAACUUCUUUGCGCCGGCGCUUGUCCUCCAGCUCUGCCAUGUUGCGCUUCCGCACCAGAUCCAUCAGUUUGCCAGAUGUCAUUGCCGGGUACUUGCGCAACGGCCCCUGCAGAACACAGUCUCUGCUAGGCAGAUUGCAGUACGCGAGGCUGUAG